AUGAAUCCCGAAUACGAUUACCUCUUCAAGCUGCUGCUCAUCGGUGACUCGGGUGUCGGCAAGUCUUGCCUGCUCCUGCGGUUCGCCGAUGACACCUACACAGAGUCUUACAUCUCCACCAUCGGUGUCGACUUCAAAAUCCGGACGAUCGAGCUCGACGGCAAGACGGUGAAGCUACAAAUCUGGGACACGGCCGGCCAGGAACGUUUCCGCACCAUCACAUCGUCCUACUACCGCGGCGCCCACGGCAUCUGCGUCGUCUACGACGUCACCGACAUGGACAGCUUCAACAACGUCAAGCAGUGGCUGCAGGAGAUUGACAGGUACGCCACCGAGGGCGUCAACAAGCUGCUCGUAGGAAACAAGAGCGAUAUGGCGGACAAGAAGGUUGUCGAGUACACAGUCGCAAAGGAAUUCGCCGACAGCCUCGGCAUCCCCUUCCUUGAGACGUCGGCCAAGAACGCCAGCAACGUUGAGCAGGCCUUCUUGACCAUGGCCCGCCAGAUCAAGGAGCGCAUGGGCAGCAGCAUCGCGACUAACAACACGAAAGCUAAUGUCAAUGUCGCGCCCGGCCAAGGUGUUUCUAGCAACAACAACAACGGCUGCUGCUAA
This is a messenger RNA of Chaetomium globosum CBS 148.51, 612 nucleotides long. Its product is annotated as GTP-binding protein ypt1. Gene Ontology annotation, molecular function: GTP binding; GTPase activity. Lineage: Eukaryota; Fungi; Ascomycota; Sordariomycetes; Sordariales; Chaetomiaceae. The coding region runs from base 1 to 612 and encodes 203 amino acids. The transcript has 5 exons. The record is from RefSeq and is a predicted model, not a curated record.